AAAAGGGUGCUCAUUGCCUGAGGUUGGCAGCCCUGCGACCCACAAUGCCUGGCGAGAACGACAACAAGAAACAUGUCGGCGAGAGACACGAAAGAAGCGCUCUUAUUUUGAUGAUGCAGUAACUCGCGUAGAGUGAGCUCGAAUUCUAAUGGUUGCGUGUGACUAUGGCAGAACCCAGUCUAGAUCUUCGCCCCCUGACGGCUCUUGAAAAUCUGGUGGGCGUGCAGAUAGGAACUCUUCCAAUCCCGAGCGAGGCCGAGGAGGAGGCCAAGGCGAUGGACGCGGGCCACCUCGCGCCCCUCAAGCUCGUCGAGGAGGAUCCUGGGACGCCUGCCACGCCGCCUGCUCCUCCUGGCGAGCCCCUGGAAGAUCUGGUGGAGGCGAGCGACGGUGGAAAGGAGGAGGUAAGCGAAGGUGAUGGCGUAGACACUGCCCAGGAGGGACAGGAGGAGGGGGCGCAGGACGCGGAUCGCCUCCCCGCCCUGGACCUCCCGCAGGACACCUCCAGGGACAGCAACCUUCAGCCGUCUGGGGGGGAGACGGUGGCCCCCGUGGACAGUGCCCUCCCCAAUGAAGCCAUGCCAGCUGUCAGCUCAGAACACUUAGUGGGGGAGCAGCAUGAGGGGGAGCAGUUGUCAGAAAGUGAGCCUAUGGAAACAGAGUCGUCCUGGGCUGGCGACAAGGAACCCUUACCAAAUGACAGUGGCAAUGAAACCUCCGUGCGGGACAGGGAGGCAGAGGAGACCCUUGGGGGCGGGGACUCAAGUACCAGUAGUGGGGGUGGUGAGGGCAGUGUGUCAGGGACGGGAGCGCCUGAAACUGAAGAGCAAUUCAGUUGGGACAAUGUGCGAUGUGUUUUCUGUGACGCAAGUGCGAUAGACCAAGAACCUAAACUUCUACCGUGUUUACACUCGGCCUGCAACAAGUGCUUAACCCAUGAGGCAGCUGAGCCAGAAAUGAACAAAGAUGACGAGAUAGUUGCAAUGGACCCAUUAAUCCAUUGUCCAGUAUGCAAAAAAGGAUUUCCACAAGACAGUAUAUUGGACAAUAUGUUUAUCUGUGAAGCUCAAGGCAGUGGUGACCGAGGAGCUGGAGCAUCUGAGGAGAGUUUCACAUGUACAUCCUGCACAGAUGAAGCAAUAGCGACUGGUCUAUGUACAGAUUGUUCAGAAUGGCUAUGCGAUCAAUGUAUACAGGCCCACAAAAGAGUGAAGGUAACCAAAGACCACAUCAUUAAGGGUAAAGGAGAGGUGGACUCUGACUCAUCAUCCACCAAGACUCAGGCCAAGAGAGCGCUUUUCUGUAACAUACACAUUAAGGAGAAGUUAAAUCUUUACUGUCAGACCUGUGAUCAGCUAACCUGCAGAGACUGUCAGUUGAUAGAGCACCGAGAACACAAGUACAAGUUUUCUGAAGAGAUGGCAAGCAUAACGAGAGAACGGCUAAGACAGUUUCUAAUGGAUAUUCGUAAGAAGAGAGGCUAUAUAGAAAAUGCAAAAGAAUUAGUUGGGGAACGACGGCAACAGAUUCUUAGUAAACAAGAGUCUGUGCAAGCUGACAUAAAUAGGCUAGUCGAAACGUUCAUAGAAAUUAUAAGACAAAGGGGUAAUAACUUGUUUGAUCUGCUGAGAGAGGUUUGCAACAGUAAGCAGGAGCAGCUAGACAAGAAAAAUGAGGUCCUUCUGCAUCUAGGAUCACAGGCUGACCAUUGUAUCACUGUCGUCGAAGCUGUCCUCAGCUCGUCUUCUGACAUGGCCCUUCUUUAUUCGAAAAAAUUAUUAAUGGACCAGGUCCUUAAAGUAGACAAAGAUUCUCCUGACAGAAGCUUAUUUGACCGUUUCAAAGCUAAGCUUAAUUCAGGUGAUGACAUCUCCUUAAGAAUAUCCAGUGAAUCUAGAGGGUUAGGCAAAGCCUUAAAGGACGUAGGUUAUCUUCUGGUCGAUAACAAAGUCUACCCACCCCCUGACGCUGGGGUUCAGAACAAGGUGCGUUCUUCUCAGCCAUCCCCCGUUGAUCCAUCUGCUUCUCCGCAGCCUCCUCAACCCCCACAGCCUCCAGCACUCACACCUAUGCAUUCAGCCAUCCAGCAGCAGCAACAGCACAUUCAGCAGGGAGGCAGCAUGCACCAUAAAUUUCACAACUUCGGUCCAGCACCUCCCGGUCCAGCUAAUCCACCAGGGCUGGUAAGGAUCCAGCCUAAGCCUUCAAACCAACCCCACCCAGGUCCCAGCCUCACCAACUUUGCCAGGAUGCCCCAGUUAACGCAGGGAAGAUCAUCAGAUGUAUCAUCCUCCGUCUCAUCAACCACUCAUCCAAUAGGAGAAAAUAGUCACCUACGAGGACUUCUAGGAUCUGGUGGGACUUACAAGCUAAAUGCAUUCAACCCCCAUUUAGCAGCUCGUUUACAGCAGCACCAGCCACACCAAGGAACAUCAAGAAGCCAUCAUGACCAGCAGGGUUCUCCAAGAUCCUCAUUGCCCUUUCGACAGAGCAUGAACCCCGGGGCAGCACCAAUGCCAAUGCCAGGGGGUUCACAGCCUAACAACAACCCUUUAAGUAUGGUCAACAUGGCAGCACAGCUUAGUGCCCCAUCUGGUAUUAGUAUCACUCCGGUUCCUCCUCAAAAGGCAACUCCGCAGCACCAGCAAGGACACAUGCCACACCAGCAGCAGCAGCAACUCCCGCACCAAUCAAAGUCCCACCAUCAGCAGCACCUCUCCCUACAAAAUAUACUCCGAAAUACGUUAUCACAACCUGCAAUGGCGCAGAAGUCUGAUUCUCGGCAACCUUCACCACACAGCACCCAGCAACCACAGUUGAAGAAAGAGAGCAGUAGUCCGACUCCAUCGUGGCACAUCCCACAGACAGCAGAGUCCUCUAAGUCAAGCAGCAGCAACAGUAAUAGUCAUAGCAGUCAUGACAACUCCACUCCAUGGUCACCAUCCCACAGAGAAUCUNAGGGAUUGAAAGGUGGUCUUAUGUUAUAUAUAAUGUCAUAUUGA
Molecule: messenger RNA, 3002 nt
Organism: Penaeus vannamei (Pacific white shrimp)
Lineage: Eukaryota; Metazoa; Arthropoda; Malacostraca; Decapoda; Penaeidae
Source: RefSeq, a predicted model, not a curated record